AUGAUCACGGCUCGCCGGAAAGAAGGGAUUUCUCUGACUCUUCUCCUGUCGAGACGCAUCUCGUCCUCCUUCGUUUCCUCACGUUCUUCUCUCUCUUCUUCACUUCUUCUCUUCCACCUCGUUUUCUUCUCUUUUUCAUACACGGUUUUCUACAAGCCUGGCACCGGCCUCUCUCUCGCUCUGCGGCCGUCUCCUCCCCAUCCUCCUCUUUCUUCUUUCUUUUCUUCCUCCUUUACUUCUCCCUGUCCUGCUUCAGUUGCUUCUCCUUCUUCUCCUUCGCCUUUUUCUUCUUCUCCUCUCUCGUUCUCCGUUCCUCUCCCUCGCUUGCAUCGUCCGUCGACUGCGUCGCGCCUCUGGACCUUUCCUCGCCUCUCCGUCCGGAAUCGGCGACAUGAUUCUCUUCUUCGCUCGCGCAGAUGUUUGCAGAAGGCGAGGAGGAGCGAGAGGAGGGGGAGAGACAGCAGAACUCUUCUCCUCUUUCUCUCUUCUGUAGGUACAGCCGAGUGCCCGAGCGGCUGUGGGCGCCGCCCCAGAGGCCCUGCGAGUCUGGACAGGUGGAAAGCGAAACAAUACCGGCACUCCCAUCUCUCCGCGUCUCCUUGCGCGUCGCCACUGUUCUCUUCGUCAUCCUUUCUGUUUCGAUCUUCCUCGCUUUCCUCGCCUCCCCUUUCUCUUGAUGCGGCUUCGUUUGCGUCUUCUCCCGUACUCUUCCGACGCCGUCUUCCUUCGGCGUCUUCUCUCUCUUCUGUCUCUUCUCUCUCUGCUUCCUCUUCUCUCUCUUCUUUCUCUUCUCUCUCUUCUUUUCUCUCCCCCUUUUCUUUGCCUUUGGCAUUUCCGUCCGGUUCGUCUUCAUCUUCUUCGUUCCCUUUCUCUUCCUCUUCUCUCGGUCUUCAACAUCGCUCGGGGGUGACGCCUCACGUGAGGCCUACGGAGGAGACGAUCGAAACAGUUGAGAUUUCAGAUGGCCUUUUGACUGAAGAAGAAGAGCAGAAGGCCCACUAUCCGUUCGUAGACGCCCCGUUGAAUUUGCUGGUUGACCCUACUCCUCUACGAAAGGAAAUGGAGGCGCGGCAACGCAGGCGACAGCGUCUGUCUCUUCUCCAGAGCCUUGCGGCUUCUCCCCUCUCUCCGCAGGCUCAGCAUGCGCUCCAUGUCUCACGACAGAGCGACUCGACAAACACAGCGACAGAUGCGGGAGAGGAAACCGAGACUCCAGGAGACAGCGAGACAGAGUGUGAAGCCGUCGACCCAGUACCCCCAGACGUCAGAACGGAUUUAGUUGAGCUCGACCGCUUCUGCCCAGGCUUGGGUCCAUGGCCCUCGACGGCGGAUCUUCAGCGUCUGAACGCGACCUACGAUCGUCUUCCAGGCACACUCCACGAAGAUACGAACUCGGAGCUCCACUACAGUGCAGAAGUGAAAACCAUUGCAGAAGCGCAACUCGAAUUCGAACGCUGGCGACCGCGAAUGGGUCUCGAUCGUCUCUACUGGGUUCUCGAUGCCGACGAAGAGGCGCAGCUUCCGCCACACUUCCUCAAGCGAUAUAAGGCCGUCCGGCGCCAGCUGCUGCCUCCGCCUCGUCAACAGUUUGCCCAGUGGCUUGGCGAGAACUACGUUUCGCCUGAUGAGCCUCUUCCAGAGGUCGGCAUUCCCGAAGAGGAGGAAGAGUCCACAAUUGCACCCGGCAUGCUGAGAUUCAUGGAAAGUUCCUACACGUACACCCCACCUCUCUCGCCAAUCGACGGAGAGGUGGACAUGUACGACGACCCUCCUGACGCUCCGUGGCGUCGCCGCGUCGAGAGUAAAAUCAGACGCGCCGUCGAGUGGGGAUUUCCCGAGCGCGUCAGGCCGUACCGGACAGGCUUCACGACUUACGACAUCAGCUGGUACGCCGGCACUCUGGACGUUGUGGUGAUGAUUCUUCCGGGACCGUCUCCGCCCGCGGCCAAGCUGCUUUCUCUCCAAGAUCUGAAACGGUUCAGACAACUCAUUGGAGAUAUGCUGGACGAACUGGAGGACAAAGAGCAACUCUACGUGACGAGGAACCACCAGAUUGUCGUUUCCUCCCUCCCCCUUGGAGCGGAACGAAGGCUUCUUUGCUGCCGCAAGGACUUCAACCUCUUUGCGGGCUCAGAGUGUACCUUCAUGUUUGAUCGCCAGGCGUCGGCUGUCCUCAACUCACUUUCUGAGGAGACAGCGGCUCUGCUGUUGGAGGAGUGUGCAGAAACCGUCGCUGCUGCCCGCCGAAGUAAGGCGUUCUUUCUUGCGGGGAUCCUUUUCUCAUUGUCUUCUUCCCUUUUUUGUCUUGUUUCCUUCUUUUUGGGUAUCCGCUUCUCGACGAGAGCAGCAAGGCUGUGGGGUGCGAGUUCCUGGGGGCGGAGCCUUGGAGCUUCUCGCUCCCGCGCUACCAUCGCUGAACAUCUGUGGCGCCUGCAUCCUGAACGGAUGCUAAACGCCGACUGUGGGGGACUUCUUCAACUAGCUCGUGGAAGGUAG
Molecule: messenger RNA, 2496 nt
Organism: Toxoplasma gondii ME49
Lineage: Eukaryota; Apicomplexa; Conoidasida; Eucoccidiorida; Sarcocystidae
Exons: 12
Coding region: 1-2496 (831 amino acids)
Source: RefSeq, a predicted model, not a curated record